AUGAAGACCAAAAACCGGCCCCCUCGGCGCCGGACAUCAAUGCAGGACACAGAAGCCAUCCCAGGUGAGCGGACACCCGAAAGACCCCAGCCAGGCUCAGGGGGUUCAGAGCUGGCGAAGGGUCUUCGGAGCAGGGCUGCCAGAACGGCAGGAGCAAGGGCUGAGGUCAGUCGGCACCGACAGGGAUCCAGCAGCCGUCGAGAGAACAGUGUCCAGAGACGACUUGAGAGCAAUGAGCGGGAGAGACAGAGGAUGCAUAAACUCAACAAUGCUUUCCAGGCACUGCGCGAGGUCAUCCCGCAUGUGCGAGCUGAUAAGAAGCUCUCCAAGAUAGAGACCCUCACACUGGCCAAGAACUACAUCAAGUCGCUGACCGCCACUAUACUCACCAUGUCCAGCAGCCGCCUCCCGGGUCUGGAGGGGCCAGGGCCUGCAGCAGGCCCUAAACUCUACCAACACUAUCAGCAGCAGCAGCAGCAGCAGCAGCAGCAGAUGGCCGGGACCACACUCAAUGCCACCGAACCCCAGCCCCAGGGUCACCUGCAGCGGUACUCCACGCAGAUCCACAGCUUUCGAGAAGGCAGCUAG
Messenger RNA from Nannospalax galili (Upper Galilee mountains blind mole rat), 588 nucleotides. It is a transcript of the gene Bhlha15, whose product is annotated as basic helix-loop-helix family member a15. Lineage: Eukaryota; Metazoa; Chordata; Mammalia; Rodentia; Spalacidae. Gene Ontology annotation, molecular function: protein dimerization activity. The transcript has a single exon. The record is from RefSeq and is a predicted model, not a curated record. The coding region runs from base 1 to 588 and encodes 195 amino acids.